AAGAGGAAGGGCAGCCUGAUGCGGCCCUCGACCCAAACACCUCGACCCAAUCCGUCCUCUCCCCGACCACCGCGCCGCACCACCGUCCCGCCUCGCCGCGCUGUCCACCAGCCACCGCUUUCCCUCCGGCCUCUAUCGCUCCGCCGCCUGCUGCUACGCCGUCGAACCCCCGCCCCACGAUCCUCCAAGCCCCACUCGUCUCCCCUGGCCUCUGCCGCUGCUGUUCCUGACGUCCCCUGCGGCGGUGACAUGACUAGGUCCCACGGCGAGGGCAGGGAGGAGGACCGGCCCGUGGCUUGCGAGACGGGGCCGCGGAAGAAGGCAAGGAAGGGGAAGCGGGGGAGCGCCAAGGCUCGGCCGCCUCCACCUGCCCCGUCCCAGGAGCACCGCGCCACCACCAGCGACGACGACGGGUCGGCUCAGGUCAGGGCUAUGGUGGCCGAGCAGAUGCGGGAUAUCCUUGCCGUCGACGCCGCUAAGAAGAAGAAAGUUGCCGAGCUACUUAAAGGCCUCUCUGGGGAACGUGACCUUUCUGUGGAGGAUACGUUUGGUGACUCCAAUGAUGGCAGCCUUGAGAGUCUUCAGGCUCGUAAAGUUGCAUUGUUGGUCUCAAAGUCAGUCGUCAGCCUGUCUUCUUUUGCAGGUGGAAAGAGGAUCCGUGUAUGUUCGGGAUUUGUGAUGCAUGGAACAGACAAUACUGGUGCAAAUAUGAUUUUAACCUCAGCAACACUUGUUAGAUCUCUGAAUGGAGACAGUAAUGUGAUAUCUGAUGUGACGGUCAAGGUUCUUCUACCUGAUGGGCAUAUAACAGAUGGCCACAUCUUUCUUGUGGAUUUUCACUAUAAUGUAGCUGUCGUCAAAAUUGCAGCUUAUUUAGCGCUCUUAGAAGAAGGCACUACCAACAAUGGCGCCGUGUUAGCACUUGGACGUGCAUAUGAAGGUGGUCUUCUCAUGUGUUCACGGGGUCAAGUUGUAAACAAAAAAAGCAAAUUUGGGUGCGCGGAGCUAUUGGUGUCAAGCUGCAAGGUUUCCAUGGCUGGUUCUGGAGGACCUCUUGUCAAUUACAACGGUCAAGUUCUUGGUAUCAACUUCUACGAAAAGAAUCAAACAUCAUACCUUCCCAUGUUAAUUGUAUCAAGGAUCCUGGAACAACAUCACUGCUUCGGGAAAUUAAUUAGCCCCUGGCUUGGAUUAAGGUACAGUUCUCUUCAUAUGGUUCCACUGGCCGUCUUGGAGCCUAUCUAUCAAAAAUUCCCAGAUGUUGACCAGGGUUUAUAUGUUUCAAAGGUUGUUGAGGGAUCACCUGCUGAUGUUGCUGGGUUACGUGUCGGUGAUGUUCUUGUAAAAUGUGGUGACAAACUUCUCUCUAGUGUCCCAGAGUUCAUGCAUCAGUUUGGUGCAAUGUUACUGGAUGAUGCAAAAGCUCAUUCUGAAGCCUUUGGAGGUUGGGCUGGGGACAUGACAAUUGAGGUUGUGAUAAAGCGACAAAGAGAUGGCAGCACGGUGUCAAAAACUAUAGCCGCAGAGAUGCUGAGAGAGAACAACUAUAACAGAUGGCCUGCACCUAUGCCAAGCUACACAAUUCGCCUAAUAAAUGUCACGCCGCGUCGACUCUCCCGGAACCUCUUUUUGAUUUUGAUUGGUAGUCCCACGUGGAUUGAUCCAUCUUCUGGGCACAAGAUGCAGCUCUCUGAAAAGAAAGAUUCUGGGGCAUGAGACCCGGUCAGUGAAGUCAGCUGGACGACCAACUGGGACGGAAACUGUUUCUCUCGAGCUUUGCCGCCUUGUAUGAAUUUGAAUUUGAAUUUGCAAAGGGGAGGUAUGCCCAGUCUGCAAACGGAAGUGGAAGCUUGUAUCCAGCACUGGCCAUGACCAGAGCACAUGAAUGGGCCAAUGGGGUGUGAUGUGAUGUGAGCAACAUCAUUCUGGAAACGGACCCCAUGCAGCAGCACAGCAGCUUGUCCAGGCGAUCAACACGAGCCUUCGCCCAGGCUUGGGUUGCCAGCAUUCUGGAAAUGGAAUGAUGAUUCCCAGCUCAAAAUAAAAAUAAAUGAUGUAACAUUUUUCUUAUGUUUUCUACGUACUGCAGAGAAAAGUAAUGCUGCAACAACAUUGAAAAUGGCCCUCAUGGGGAAAAAACGAGUCAUGCCAUGAUUCAGGUUUUGCAUUUGAGCGAGUUCCAACGCCCAGGGAGGUAGGGGGUCUGGGGCUCAACCUGCCCUUGAAACGAUGCCAAUAAGGCUAGAAACUCCAAAUUGGUUCUUAAACCGGAUGAUAACAUGAGGAAAGAUAUCAUAAGCUACUGAGAAAGUUGAGCUACGAAUUAACAAACACUCCAUCAGUUAAUAGUCGGACGCCAAGUGAAGAAAAUCGGCUGCUCCAUCAGUUAAAUAGUCGGACAACAAGUGAAGAAAACCGCAUGCUACAGAGAGCACUAACAAGCAAGGCAUUGAGCAGAGACCAAGUGCCUACAAGUACAUAG
Molecule: messenger RNA, 2482 nt
Organism: Aegilops tauschii subsp. strangulata
Lineage: Eukaryota; Viridiplantae; Streptophyta; Magnoliopsida; Poales; Poaceae
Source: RefSeq, a predicted model, not a curated record